Molecule: messenger RNA, 585 nt
Organism: Cladocopium goreaui
Lineage: Eukaryota; Dinophyceae; Suessiales; Symbiodiniaceae
Source: the annotation of a GenBank genome assembly
AUGGGCGCACAGUCCACCGUACAAUUGCCCCUUGGAGCUGAAGGGCUUGUUGUGGUCUUUCGCAUGCGAAGGUUGAUUAGCUACAAGGAACCGGAGUUCGCGGGCGCCUUUCGGGAGGCCCUGACGGAUCGCUAUUUGAUCUUCGUGAACAGCAGCAUUCCGGACGAUUGCUACCCGGUGUGUUGUGUCCCUGGCGAUGGUUACUCCUUGCGUGAGUAUUUCUGCUCCGGUGCUUCCCGUGAGAAGAAGCCCAGCGCUACGCGAGACACGCGCGACACGAGAGACACGGCGCCGGCGGCCGCGGCCGCGGCAUCGCUGGGGACGCAGACGCCCAAAGCGCCGGCACCGGCGCCGGGGCGCACCGAGGUGGCAAUGAGCACCACGGGCGGCUUCCUGCUUCGACGUUGCGGUCGUGGUGAAGUGCCUGGUGCUUUGCGCCCCGCCCCAGAGACCUUUCCGAUCAACAAGCACCGGGUAGACUUCGGCCGCUCGGGAGCAGCGGAGCAGCGCUGGGGAGUUAACGAUGACUUGUUGGUUGGAAAAAACGGGUUUCAACAUCAAGACUUGAUAGUGAUAAACACUUGA